GUUCGGAGCAAAAAGUCAAUAGCACUAGGAACCUGGCAUGAAAGGAUGGUGAUAGUGUGUUAUCACGGUGUUCACAAACAGCUCCUUUAACGCUCUGACUCAGCUGCCUCCUACUGCUACGUCUUGGCAUGAAAAUUAGAGAAGAAGACGAGACGUAAACAUUGCAUAUGUGGUUGGGAAUCUGCUGUAAGAUAUAUUCGCAAUUUACGCAAAGCAACGAAGUCGUACAGGUUUUUGGUACCUCUGGGAAGACUGGAGUCGUCUUUCGAACAAAAACGUUAAACUUCUGGGAGUGUUCAUGGCAGUCUAACGUUCUUUAAAGUUAGCCGAGAAUUUGCACUGUUAUCACAUCAAGAUGAAUAUCAACCGGAGUCUGUUACCCAUCAAACUACAUUACUUCCUGAGAUAUGCAGGCGCUGCAUUUCUGGCAACAGUCCUCCCUCUGAUCGUGAGACAGAAAGGUGUAUCACCUCAGGGAAUCGGAUUUCUAUGGAGUACGAUGCCCAUUAUGGGUUUGAUCAGCAACAGCGUAUCAGGGGCAUUCGCUGAUUACUUCCGGGCGCAUCGCGCUGUAUUCUUGUGUUCUCUUGCCGUUCUCACCACGGGACUCUUGGCAGCUUAUGGCCUUCCAAGCCUCCCACUUGAUGAUGAAAGCACUAGCAAUACCCUUCAGGACAUCAGUGCCCAAGUUCCAAUUCUCCCACCCGAUGAAGAAAACACUGGUAGUUCAGCCUUCAAUGGAACAAGCUUCCGGUUUCCUUCAGGUUUUGACCGUCACAAGGACGUGAAGGGCCCAGAACUGAUCACGGAGGAAGGGCAGUUCUCUCCUCCAGUCUCAAGAAACUCCACAGGGAGAGCAGAUUCUCCAGUAGAUUCUUUGGCACUAUCCUACCUCGUGAAGUACCCUCAGUUCUGGUUGAUAUUUGGGGCCCUCAUGAUGAAACAGAUGGGAAUGAGUACCUGCGUAAUGAUCACGGACGCUGUCUGUUUACAAAUUCUUGGAGACAAAAGACACAAAUACGGCCAACAGCGUCUUUGGGGAACCAUUGGCAAGGGCAUAAUAUCGGUUAUCACAGGAGCUCUGGUAGACCUUUAUUCCAAAGGCUUACCUCAAGCCGACUACCUCCCUGCGGCGAUCAUAUGUGCUGUGAUCAUGACGUCAGACAUGGUUCUUGUGUCCAGAAUGAAUAUCUCUUCCUCUAAAGAGCGCAAAGUAAACAUGGGGGACGUCAGGAGUGUCAUAAUUCAUCCUCAAGCCGUGCUUUUCUUUGUAACGGCGUUCGUUGUGGGAACUUCCUCAGGCCUUCUGUCGGUGUUCAAACUGAUGUACAUGGAGGACGUGUCCAACGCGUGGGACCCAAACUUUUCAAACCUGAAAUUCCUGCAGGGACUGAGCAUAAGCGUUGAGGCCUUCGGGGGCGAUGUUCCUUUCUUUUUCGUCUCGGGAAUGAUCAUAAAACGCUUGGGAUACAAGGUGGUAUUUGUUGGAUGUCUGGGGACUCUAGCCAUCAGAUGCUGCAUUUACUAUACCAUAACCAAUCCUUGGUGGUUCCUACCAGUUGAGUUCCUCAAUGGCAUAACCUUCGCCUUAUUUCACUCUUGCAUGGCUGCUUAUGCCAGCCAUCUGGCACCGCCCGGGGCACAAGCGUCUCUCCAGGCAGUUGUCAGAGCGGUUUCUUUGAUAGGGCAUUCAGUGGCUGGUUAUUUAGGAGGGGUCCUGUUUCAGUCCGUCGGAGGAGCUUUGAUGUACUUGUCCGUUGGAAUCUUCGACGCCUUUUUCUGCAUAAUUUUCAUGUGUUCUCAGCUCCUGAUCACAAAGCACUGCAGUUCUCAGAUGCCACAAGGAGGUUCUGGUAAUGACAGCUCAGGCACUCCAUUGGCAACGUCAGGGGGAGAAUCAUCAAACAAUCAUCAAGCGUCCAGGGAAGAUUCAUCAAAAGAUCAUCAAGAUGACAAGGAGGAAAAGGAAACCAGGAAAUCUCAGCAGGAGGACGUCCAGUAUGAGAAGUGAAUCAGCCCACUCAUCGAGAAUCUCUUCGAAAUAAAUGCAAAUGGUGCAUUAUUCACCAGGAAAGGAAAACUGCUUCGCUGAAGAGGAAAAUAAAGCAGAGCAGAUGUCAAUUUCAUAUCAGCAAGAAACAUUAAAAAAAAUCAUUCGCAACUCAGAGUUAGCUAAAUUUAGGCUUGAUUUCUUACCUGAUUCACACUUCGCUAGACUCGGUUAAAAUAUGUCAUGAAUAGGUUAUUCAUGCAUAUGACUCAGCAUAGGGGACUUUUAUAUAUGGUAAUUUUUUAUUCUUUACUCAUUUGAACGUGCAUAAGUAAAUGUAAUUCGCUGAAUUUGUAUCAUAGUACAAAUCGUUUAUCAGGGUAGUUGAAGAUAAACUUGUAAGGAUGCUAUUAUAAUUACUUGGUCUCGUUGUUCCAGUUUUUCAGUACACAUAUCAUUUAAUUAAACACGUUUGUGAAAGGUGAAUAUUUGGGUAACAACCCCGACAUUAUAUAUAUAUAUAUAUUAGUGUGUGUGUGUGUGUAUGACUGAUAAGAAUGUUCUGUUUCAACAGUAUUUCAUCUAAUAAAGGAGCCCAUAAAAAGGCCAAAAUAUAGAGAGUAACUACUAUAUUUCUUUUUUACUUUUUUCUUAAUCCCAAGGUUGACCAGCAAGACAGUGCUUAUUAUCUGCGUGUUCUACUAUGCAUGAAAGAAAGUCCUGCAAGUAUUACCAACAUAUAUAUAAUUCUCAUCACCAAUAAAAUCCUUUUUCA
Messenger RNA from Macrobrachium nipponense, 2765 nucleotides. RefSeq names its product major facilitator superfamily domain-containing protein 6-like. Gene Ontology annotation, cellular component: membrane. The coding region runs from base 356 to 2011 and encodes 551 amino acids. The record is from RefSeq and is a predicted model, not a curated record. The transcript has 7 exons. NCBI's taxonomy places the organism in Eukaryota, Metazoa, Arthropoda, Malacostraca, Decapoda, Palaemonidae.